Electrophorus electricus (electric eel) is the source of this 1838-nucleotide messenger RNA. RefSeq names its product sodium- and chloride-dependent GABA transporter 2-like. Gene Ontology annotation, cellular component: cell projection; plasma membrane. The record is from RefSeq and is a predicted model, not a curated record. Gene Ontology annotation, biological process: sodium ion transmembrane transport; nitrogen compound transport; amino acid transport. Gene Ontology annotation, molecular function: gamma-aminobutyric acid:sodium:chloride symporter activity. Lineage: Eukaryota; Metazoa; Chordata; Actinopteri; Gymnotiformes; Gymnotidae.
UUGGCAGAAGUAAGCCAACACUGUCGGAAAAGAUGGAAAGGGCAAACAGAAAAAUAGAGGCACGAGGCCACUGGGGAAGUAAAACUGAGUUCCUUUUAGCUGUGGCAGGAAAUGUUGUUGGCCUGGGCAACGUAUGGAGGUUCCCGUACCUCUGUUACUCAAAUGGAGGGGGAACAUUCUUGAUACCAUAUCUGGUGUUUGUGGUGACAUGUGGGGUACCCCUGUUCUUGAUGGAGACAGCAAUGGGACAGUAUACUCAAGAGGGUGGCAUAACAUGCUGGCAACGUCUUUGCCCACUAGCUGAAGGUGUUGGCUAUGCAGGUCAGUUGAUUUUGCUGUACAGUUGCAUGAGUUACAUCAUAAUCUUGGCUUGGGCACUGUUCUACUUGGCAUUCUCCUUUAGUUCUCAACUGCCCUGGGCAAGCUGUGGCCACAUGUGGAACACAGAUAAUUGCAAUUUUGCUGGAAAGAACUUUGUACUUAACUGGACAGGACAAACCAAUUCAACAUCAGCUGCUACCGAGUUCUGGGAACAUAGGGUAUUGUCUCUUUCUGGUGGCAUAGAAGAGGUGGGUAAUGUCAACUGGGAGAUUCUCCUGUGUUUGAUUGCUAUGUGGAUCAUCUGCUAUUUUUGCAUCUGGAAGGGAAUCAAGUCCACUGGAAAGGUGGUGUAUUUCACAGCAACAUUCCCCUAUGUGAUGUUGCUAGUGUUGCUGAUUCGAGGCCUGACUCUUCCUGGAGCUCUGCAGGGUAUCAUGUUUUAUGUGUACCCUGACCCCCAGCAUCUGCUUGACCCACAGAUGUGGAUGGAGGCAGGUACUCAGGUCUUCUUCUCAUACAGUAUAACUGUGGGCUCAAUAACAACACUAGGAAGCUACAACCCAUACACAAACAACUGCUACAGGGAUUCUUUUUGGUUAUGUCUGUUGAACAGCUGUACCAGUGUGGUAGCAGGCUUUGCUGUGUUUUCAGUACUGGGCUUCAUGGCUCAUGAGCAAGGUGUCGCAGUAGAGGACGUAGCAGAGUCAGGACCUGGCCUAGCUUUUAUAGCUUAUCCUCAGGCAGUGGCUUUGAUGCCUUUACCUCACCUCUGGGCUGUAUGCUUCUUCAUUAUGAUUCUUCUUCUGGGCCUGGACACACAGUUUGUCUGUAUGGAGGUGAUCAUUACGUCUGUGACAGACAUGUUCCCAACAGUGCUCCGCAGGCCUUGGAGGAGAGAGCUUUUUCUCCUACUCUUCUGCCUCUUCUGCUUCUUCAGCCAAAUCGUCAUGGUUACCGAGGGGGGGAUAUAUGUGUUUCAGCUGUUUGACUACUACGCCUGUAAUGGUGCCUCCCUUGUCUUGUUGUCUGUGUUUCAGUCACUGGCUGUUGGCUGGAUCUUUGGGGCCGAACGCAUGUGUGAUAUCAUUGAAGAUAUGACAGGGUCGUAUCCUAAUUUCAUCUUUAAGCUGUGCUGGAAAUACCUCACCCCUCUCAUCUCUUUGGCAUCAUUUAUCUAUUCGCUGGUGGAAUACCAACCAUUGAUAUUUAACCGCUGGUACAGGUACCCAGUCUGGGCAUACAUGCUAGGCUGGCUGCUAGCUCUUUCCUCUAUUCUGUUGGUGCCUGGGUGGGCACUGGGUCGUUUAUUGGCAAUAAGAGGAAGCCUGAAACAGCGCUGGCUUUACCUGUGCAGUCCUGACAGCAACCUGCCUCUGACCCGGAAGCAGAGAGCUGAAAUAAAGGAACUGACUGUGUCUGCAGAGACAGAGGACCUGAUAAUAAUCAGUGAUGGAGAGAAACAAUGAAAUGUGCAAAAUUAAACAAUUGUAUUCUUCUAUAUGGAGUAAAUAACAUUU